Neomonachus schauinslandi (Hawaiian monk seal) is the source of this 1819-nucleotide messenger RNA. RefSeq names its product solute carrier family 2 member 6 (gene SLC2A6). The transcript is spliced from 10 exons. Gene Ontology annotation, cellular component: membrane. Gene Ontology annotation, molecular function: transmembrane transporter activity. Bases 60 to 1589 code for a protein of 509 amino acids. The record is from RefSeq and is a predicted model, not a curated record. NCBI's taxonomy places the organism in Eukaryota, Metazoa, Chordata, Mammalia, Carnivora, Phocidae. Gene Ontology annotation, biological process: transmembrane transport.
GCUGUCCGCCAGCACCCGGCCCCUCGGCGGCCGCACGGACACUGCGAGCAAGGGCGGCCAUGCAGGAGCCGCUGCUGGGAGCCGAGGGCCCGGACUACGACACCUUCCCUGAGAAGUCCCCGUCGCCGGGGGAGAGGACGCGGGUCGGGGCCCCACAGAACAAGAGGGUGUUCCUGGCCACCUUUGCCGCGGUGCUGGGCAAUUUCAGCUUCGGGUAUGCCCUGGUCUACACAUCCCCUGUCAUCCCAGCCCUGGAGCACUCCUUGGACCCGGACCUGAGUCUGACCAAAACCCAGGCAUCCUGGUUUGGGUCCAUAUUCACCUUGGGUGCAGCAGCUGGGGGCCUCAGUGCUAUGGUUCUCAACGACCUCCUGGGCCGGAAGCUCAGCAUCAUGUUCUCAGCUGUACCAUCAGCAGCUGGCUACGCGCUCAUGGCAGGUGCCCACGGCUUCUGGAUGCUGCUGCUGGGGAGGACGCUGACAGGCUUCGCUGGGGGUCUCACAGCUGCCUGCAUCCCGGUGUACGUGUCUGAGAUUGCUACCCCGAGUGUUCGUGGGGCCCUGGGGGCCACGCCCCAGCUCAUGGCAGUGUUCGGAUCUCUGUCCCUCUACGCCCUUGGCCUCCUGCUGCCAUGGCGCUGGUUGGCUGUGGCCGGGGAAGGGCCCGUGCUCAUCAUGAUCCUGCUGCUCAGCUUCAUGCCCAACUCCCCUCGCUUCCUGCUCUCACGGGGCAGGGACACGGAGGCGCUGCGGGCGCUGGCCUGGCUCCGUGGGGCCGACACCGACAUCCGCUGGGAGUUCCAGCAGAUCCAGGACAACGUCCGCAGACAGAGCACCCACAUGUCGUGGGCCGAGGCCCGGAACCCCCACAUGUACCGACCCAUCCUCAUCGCCUUGCUGAUGCGCUUCCUGCAGCAACUGAUGGGCAUCACGCCCAUCCUUGUCUACCUGCAGCCCAUCUUCGAAAGCACUGCCGUCCUUCUGCCCCCGAAGGACGAUGCAGCCAUCGUGGGGGCCGUGAGGCUCUUCUCCGUGUUGAUCGCCGCCCUCACCAUGGACCUGGCUGGCCGCAAGGUUCUGCUCUUCAUCUCAGCCACCAUUAUGUUUGUGGCCAACCUGACGCUGGGGCUGUAUGUCCACUUCGGUCCGAAGCCUCUGACUCCCAACAGCACCAUGAGCACCAUGGGCCUCGAGAGUGUGUCCUUGGGGGGCACAGAGCAGCCCCUGGCCACCCCCUCCAGCUACCUCACCCUCGUGCCCCUGGUGGCCACCAUGCUCUUCAUCACAGGCUACGCCAUGGGCUGGGGGCCCAUCACCUGGCUCCUCAUGUCGGAGAUCCUGCCCCUGCAAGCCCGCGGUGUGGCCUCGGGGCUCUGCGUGCUUGUCAGCUGGCUCACUGCCUUUGCCCUCACCAAGUCCUUCCUGCUGGUGGUGAACGCCUUCGGCCUCCAUGUGCCUUUCUUCUUCUUCACUGCCAUCUGCUUGGCCAGCCUGGUGUUCACUGGCUGCUGCGUGCCUGAGACCAAGGGCCGGUCGCUGGAGCAGAUUGAGUCCUUCUUCCGCACCGGGAGGAGGUCCUUCCUGCACUAGGUGAGGGUCCCCGCCCGGGGGGGCCAAACCACUGGGCGCAAGGCCUCUGCGCUGGCCACAAGCCUGCACGCUGAGCCCGGAAGGCAGCAGCAAUCUGCCACCUAACGGAACACAGGAGGACCAGACAGAAGCAUGGCAGGACCCCACAGGGCACAUUCUGGCUCUGGGCAGGCAACACCCCUCUCCAUCCUAGGCCCCAGCUCAGGCAGCCUGCCAUGUUGCACGCUCAU